AUGGCUGCAGUUCCAUCUCAACGUAUUUCAAUUCCUGAGAAAACCAUUGUCAAGCCUUCUUCUCCCUCCCCUUCUUCUCUUAAUCCAAUACUGAAAAAUGUGCGCGCACAUAGGAAGUUCCUUUUCUCUGGCUCCAAAUUAGGCGCCCUUAGAGCAAUAGUUGCAGUUGAAUCGGGGGUCAAGAAUCCUAGUCGUUCUGAAGUUGUGAGUGCAAUUAUGUUCAAAUUCGUCACGAAAGCAGCAUCAAGAAUUAACAAUAAUUCUGGUACAUUUAGACCGUCCAUGAUGUUGAAUGACGUUGAUAUACGCCCACUGGUCGUCCCCCCUUUGCCACAAAACAGUAUAGGAAAUCUCUUGAGUGUUUUUUUACUCGUCGUGACUAAGGAAGAUGAGAUGAAAAUAGCAACAUUGGUUUGCAACCUUAGGAAAGAACUUGAAGCAGUGUACAAGAAAGAUCCUGUUAAACAAAAUGCCUUGAUUUUGGAUGGGGAAAACCAGGAAGAGUAUCAUCACCAUUUGGUCCGUGGCAGAAUAGCUUGUCUUCGUGGUGUUGAAGCAUUGGUAACGUUAGAAGAAAAGCAAAUGUUAGCAUUAGAGAGAUGA
This is a messenger RNA of Nicotiana tabacum (common tobacco), 603 nucleotides long. RefSeq names its product acyltransferase Pun1-like. The record is from RefSeq and is a predicted model, not a curated record. NCBI's taxonomy places the organism in Eukaryota, Viridiplantae, Streptophyta, Magnoliopsida, Solanales, Solanaceae.